AUGCCUGACUGGAGAAUUUAUCAUCCUACCGGGACCUUCACAGACCCCGAGCACAAAGAGAAACUGGCCGAUGCUAUUACCUCGAUGUAUACUCAAGUUGGGCUGCCGGCAUUCUAUGUGGUGGUCAUUUUCAUUGAGAUGCCUCCCGGCACUCUCUAUCGAGCUGGAGUAUCUUGCCACGCGAAAGGGGUGAAGCCUUUCGUCCGGCUUACAUUCAGUCAUAUCGCUAGGCACUUUCCUCCGGGCGAGAGCCCUGAGAGGACGGCAUUUAUGAAUCGGGUCCACAAAACUGUGAAACCGUAUCUUGCAGACAAAGGAUACAACUGGGAGGUCAACGGCGAGGAGCUUGAGCGCGAAUUUGUGCAUAUUAAUGGUCUCAGGAUUCCUCCUACAGGCUCGGAGGAUGAGCAGAGAUGGUUUCGCGACAACGAGCCGUCGCCUUGGGGGCCUUAUCUUACAGCCUAG
Molecule: messenger RNA, 465 nt
Organism: Aspergillus niger
Lineage: Eukaryota; Fungi; Ascomycota; Eurotiomycetes; Eurotiales; Aspergillaceae
Exons: 2
Coding region: 1-465 (154 amino acids)
Source: RefSeq, a predicted model, not a curated record